This is a messenger RNA of Plasmodium knowlesi strain H, 3804 nucleotides long. RefSeq names its product major facilitator superfamily domain-containing protein, putative. Gene Ontology annotation, cellular component: membrane. NCBI's taxonomy places the organism in Eukaryota, Apicomplexa, Aconoidasida, Haemosporida, Plasmodiidae. Gene Ontology annotation, biological process: transmembrane transport. Bases 1 to 3804 code for a protein of 1267 amino acids. The transcript has 4 exons. Gene Ontology annotation, molecular function: transmembrane transporter activity. The record is from RefSeq and is a predicted model, not a curated record.
AUGGAUAAAACGAGUCAAAUAAAAAAAAAAAAAAAAAGAGAGAACAACAGUUUGCGUGUAGAAAAUGAAAGAAUGAGAGGAAUGGUGAAUAAGUCAAAUGAGAGGAAAAAUUCCUUUACCAACAACAAGCAGGGCCACAUGAAGGAAGGAGAUAUAUAUCAGCCUGAUAAAAUGAAAGAACCUAUAUCGGAAGGAACAGAUAGAAGUGAACAAGUAAUGAACAGUUAUCGAUUCCCCUUGCACAGUGACGUAUCAACACCGAAAAGUGAAUUGUACGAAAUGGAAUUACAAAAUAGAACCUACCAAAAGAGCCCAAGUGCACACCAAUUGUUGUCUACACCAUUUAAUACAGAAAUGGAAAAAAAAGGGAUAAAGAAUACAGUCCUUCAUAGUGUAGGAUCCAUAAAAGGAACUGUACUGAACAAUAUAAAUGGUGAUACAUUGAGUAGCUAUACCAUCUACCAAGGGGGUGGAGAAGAAAACGCCUUGAAGAAUUCUACUGGAAUUAGCGAAAACAAUUCUAUUUCGAAUUGUAGUUUCCACGGUGGGAUCAUUUCAAAUGGUUUGCUAAAUGGAGAGUUCCUCAGACAGGGGGGUAUUCCAAAACCUGAUGAAAAUGGUAAAUUUGGUGGAUACCACAAUGACAUCGCCAGCUCUAGCAUUGAUCAUUGUAAUGCCAAGGAACAUCAUCUAAAUGGUAUGUAUCCCCAGUUUUACAACAAUAUAAAUAAAUCUCCUCUGUGUACACCGCCCCAAGGGCCAGAUACAUUGUGGCGAAAGGACGAUGCUGUAGAGAAAUUUGAACCCAUGUAUAAGAAGCAGCUAGCCAAACAAACAAGUCCAAAUCUGGUAGAUGCAAAAAAUGGGUUCAGCAGAAAUAAUGUACUUACACACCAGGGAAAAAAAAAUAAAAAUGAAGAUAAUAGGAAAAUGUUUGAGCAAAAGUGGCAUGUCAAAAGUGAAAACUCCUUUCCCAUGAGGAGUAACGCGAAUGCCCACGAACAUCUGUGUGUUGCUAACUGCAUCACCACCAUGGAUUACACCACGGGUUCGAAUAAUGUUUUCAGUGUGAAUUCGAAAAAUGCAUCCUCACAUGGUGUGAAUUUCCACAUAGGUAACACACAUGGGCGGAGCGUCACGCCAGGGGGUGACACAACACUGAGAAGCUCCUCUCUGAUCAAGAAUGCCACCACGUAUAACCCCCUUAGGAAGAAUUAUCAUUUGUACAGGGAAGAGAGCAGCCACAACUGCAGUCAUCUCUCCUACAUGAACAGUAAUGGAAUUAACAGAACUCCACAAUGGGACAAUGACAAACGAACCAUGGGAGAAGUGGACCAGCGAAUUUUAUGUCGUGAUGGUGUCCAUGCAAGUAGCAAUAACAAUGUAAAGAACGCGAGAUUAAACGAUGGAAAUAUAGGAUUUUAUAGGAAGAAAAAUCACAAGGUGUUCGUGAAAAAUACCCUGAACGUUAGUGAAGACCACAAUGCGGGUAAGAACUGUGUCAUGAAGGAUACACUGGUUAGUAGCAACAAUAAGAAGAGAAAUAACAACAGAAAGAACAUUAGUAAUGUUUUAAAGUUCAUCAUCCCUGAUGGAAGCCUCAAAACGGGAAGAAGCCCCAGUGGAGGAGUCAAACGAACUUACAUGGACACAAGUGAGGAAAAGGAAAAAAAAGAAAAAAAUUGCAAACCAAGGGGGGAUAAGCAAAUUACCUCCCUCACGAUAUCCAAGACUCAUGAAGAGAGAAGAAGUAAGGAUGGAAAGGGAGAGAUGGUGCAGUCGGCUUAUGUGUCGAAGGAGAGGGAUGAAACCACCUGGGGAGGUUUGAACGACACAGAAGGGGGAUCAGUCCACUUUGGCCAAUCUGACUACGGAACACCCCCAACACGGAAAGGCACUAAUAGAGGAUACUACGCGAAGAAUGGUAACUUAACAUAUAGUGGCCUGCUAACGUCUAUGGUGUCGUCCAUACUAACGCAGGAAAACGAAAGGCAAUCUAAAGAGGGAAAUUGCUUUAGUUACGCCUGGAAGAAUAGCGGGUACGAUUAUGCGUUAUUGCACCAAAUGGAAGAUGGAACCGGUGGAGAAAAAAAUGAAAAAGGAGAAAAUGAUUACCAAUUUUCCAGUAAAAUAAUUCAGCACUUGAGGAGUAAAGCUACCAAUGAACACAUUUUGCAUCUAACUCUAACUCUAAUGAUUUGUAUUUCGGUUCUUUGCAAUUACGACCAUGGUGCAAUACCAGUUACGUUGGAAGAAAUACAGAAAGAUUUUCCAUUAAGUUACAUUGAGCAAUCUCUACUAGGAAGUUUAGUGUACUUCGGCUUAAUCAUCGGGACGAUAAUAGCAAGUGUUCUUUUUGAGCUCGUCACGGCAAAGAUAUUAAUAACUAUAAGUACCCUGAUGUUGUCCAUAUCAUUAUACAUAUUCAGUCACGCUAACUGCAUCACCUUCAUGUACAUCUCAAGAUUUAUAAAUGGUUUGUGUCAAGCUAUCCCAGUUGUGUACCUGCCGGUUUGGGUAGAUGAAUUCUCACCACAUGAAAAAGCUACACAAUGGAUGUCAUACAUACAGCUUGCUUCCAUAGGGGGUACUGUCUUCGGUUAUUUUUUGGGUGGUGUACUUUCGAAUAGCUCCUACUCAUAUGGACGUAACAAUACUCCCCUUCCGAAUGCUACCUUCGUGACCACGUGGAGAUCUCCCUUUUUAAUUCAGGCCUUUCUGCUCCUCCCGCUUUUUCUCAUUAUGCUUUUUAUCCCCUCGGAUAUGAUUAACAUUAGCGCGGAGGGAAGUGCAGCAAGCGAGGGGGAGAUAUCUUGCGAGGAGGAGAUGCAUGGAGGGGCCACCAACAGCGGGCAAUACACUAACAGCGGGCAAUACACGAACAACGAACAGAACAUCAACAACGGGCGGAAGAGCAACAACUCCGAUCAGCAACACCCUGCACAAUCGAGGGUACAACCCAUAAUCCAAGAAGCCACUACAUACACACUGGACAGAAGCAAAUCGAGAUCCACUAGCAGACUCUACUACGGAGCAUCGAGUAGCUCUCUUCGUAGAAACUUCAAUCGGUCAGCAACCUACAUCAUGGAGAAAAAAACUAAUGUCCUAAGGAAAACAUUAAAAGAAGUGAAAAAAUUGCUUAAGAACAAAUUAUACAUUAUCGUAACCCUAGGAAUGAGUAACCUCUACUUCGUAGUUACAGGAAUACAAUUUUGGAUUACAGAAUAUAUGUCUGUUGUGUUGUUAACGGAAAAAAUGAAAAUCGUUACGGUGUCUACUUUAUGUUUUUUAACUUCUCCAACCUCAGGGGUUUGGUUUGGAGGUUUUGUGUGUGAUUUAUUUGGGGGAUACAAGAAUACGAAUUAUUCCAGAACGAUUAAGGUGGCAACUGCCUUUGCCAUUUCUGCUUGCAUCUUCGGGAUUCUUUCGGCUCAUCUGAAUAAUUUUUUUUUCUUCUCCAUUUCGCUGUGGCUCUGUCUCUUUACGGGCUCCGCUCUGGUCCCCGUCGCUGUGGGAAUGCUCCUCUCCUGCGUGAACAACCACCAGAAGAGCCUGUCCUCUGCCGUUUCUCAAGUCAUAUACAAUGUCUUCGGCUGGUUCUCCGCCCCUUUACUCUCCGGAAUAAUUAUGGAUAUUAUUCACAAAUACACUAACGACAACCGCCUUGCUCUCAAAGCUGGGUUCACCAUGAUUUUGUAUUCCAGUUUCAUAGGCUUCCUGUUGCUCUUCUACGCGAAUUUUUUGGAUUUUUCCGAUCGGAAAGAUAACGACGAGACAUUAGAAUUGGAAGAACCCCUCACCUAG